AGUACACAGAAAUUUGUUACUUGCUUACUGCUAAUAUUUAUAAAAGCACUGCUAUAGACGAAUGUCACCAAAGCGCAACUUAAUUUGCAGUUUCCUUUAUCAUUAGUGAAAGACAAUGCGGUUUACUGUGCUAAUUUUCUAACCUACAGGCUAAAUAAGCGAUUCCUCAAAAUUAACAAAAAUGGGAAAGUCGUAUUUGUUUGCGUUGGAUGCCAGCAUGUUUGCACUUCAGGUCUCAGUUAUGUUUGCGAUACGCAAGUCUUGUCAAAAGUGAUAUUAUGCACAACUAUUUGAACCACGAUGUGGUGCCGGGAGUACUGAAGGAAGUUCCACCAAACUCUUUAGAAAUCAGCUAUCCCAGUUCCGGUGUCGUGGUGUCUUAUGGAAAUGAACUCACUCCGUUUCAAGUAAAGGACACGCCAGUGGUGGUUUGGAAAACUGAGCCUCACGCAUUCUAUGCCCUCGUGAUGAUUGAUCCAGAUGUCCCAACAAAAGAAAACAACUCGAUGGGGGCCGUUAACCAUUGGACAGUGGUCAAUAUACCAGGAAUCAACGUUACCGCCGGAGAAACCUUGAUGGAGUAUCGAGGCAGCAGGCCUCCAAGAAAGGAAUCCGGUAUCCACCGAUACAUCACAGUGGUGUACAAACAGCAUUCGAAUAUGCCAUUAGUUCAACGUCAGCAUUUAGCUAGACCCCGUUAUAAAUUUUCACUACAUGAAUUUGCAACAGAAUUCAAUUUAAACAAACCAUUGGCCGGUAACUUCUACCUAGCCCAGUAUGAUGACUAUGUCGGUUCGUUACGUUCAACAACUCCGGCAAGUUCCAUUGCAAAAUAAAACUGAAACUACCUAUGUGUAUGUUUGCUUAUAACAGUAUCUCUUUUAAAACCAGUGUACGUAUUACUGUUUGUGAUUACAGAAAUGUAUUAAAUCAUCCAGUGUUG
Molecule: messenger RNA, 943 nt
Organism: Paramacrobiotus metropolitanus
Lineage: Eukaryota; Metazoa; Tardigrada; Eutardigrada; Parachela; Macrobiotidae
Product: protein D2-like
Exons: 4
Coding region: 210-836 (208 amino acids)
Source: RefSeq, a predicted model, not a curated record